AUGGAAUCAGAAAAAAUUAUUUAUUUGGAUGGUAAUACAUUAAAAGAACAAGAUCUUUUUAAUAUUGGUUACCAUGGUUAUAAAGUUGCAAUUACUCAAGAAGUAGAAGCACUUAUUCAAAAGGGUAGAGAUGUAAUUGAAGAUAUUUUAAAGAGUGAGAAAACAGUCUAUGGUAUUAACACUGGUUUCGGUUUAUUCUCUGAUGUUAUUAUCCCACCAGAUCAAGUUAAAGUUUUACAAUGUAAUUUAAUUAGAUCUCAUUCAUCAGGUGUUGGUAAACCAUUAUCACCAGAAAGAACUAGAAUGUUAUUAGCAUUGAGAAUUAAUGUUUUAACUAAAGGAAACAGCGGUAUUACAUUGGAAACCGUCAAAAGAGCAAUUAACUUUUUAAAUGCAAAUUGUUUACCAUUUGUACCAGAACAAGGUACUGUUGGAGCCAGUGGAGAUUUAGCACCAUUAUCACAUUUAGCAUUAGGUAUGAUGGGUGAAGGUAAAAUGUAUGAUUUUGGCGAAACCAAUAAUCAAUUCCACAGCAAAAUUGAUAUCAAUUGUUUAGAUAGCGGAAACUAUAAAUUUUCACCAUCUGAAGAGAUUUUAAAGAGACAUAAUCUUCCAGCAAUUGAAUUAAAUGCCAAAGAAGGCUUAGCAUUAAUCAAUGGUACCCAAUUAAUCACAUCAUUAGGUAUCGAAGCAUUACAUCGUUGCAAAAUUCUUGCACAAACAGCCAAUAUCAUUACAGCAAUCACAUUUGAAGCAUUAAAAGGUUUAACAGCUGCCUACAAUCCAUUAAUUCAUGCAGCAAGACCACACACUGGCCAAAAUGAAGUUGCUGCCUUCCUUAGAUCCAUUUUACACAGCGAACGUUUCCCAUCCGAAAUCACCACCAUUGGAAAUAAAGAUACAAAAAAAGUUCAAGAUUCAUACACUCUUCGUUGUGUCCCACAAGUUCAUGGUAUUGUUUUCGAUACCAUUAAAUUUGCCGAAGAUAUCCUCACCACAGAAAUGAACUCUGCCACAGAUAAUCCAAUGGUUUUCAAUACCGAAGAAUUUGUAGGAACUAUUUCAGGUGGUAAUUUCCAUGGAGAAUAUCCAGCAAAAGCACUUGACUAUCUUGCCAUUGGUAUUCACGAACUUUCAAAUAUUAGUGAACGUCGUAUGGAACGUUUAGUAAACUCUCAAUUAAGCGAAGGUUUACCAUCAUUUUUAGUCAACGGUGGUGGCCUCAAUUCCGGUUACAUGAUUUCUCAUUGUACCGCUGCCGCCUUAGUAAGCGAAAAUAAAGUUUUAGUCCAUCCAUCAUCAGCAGACACUCUCAGCACCAGUAGCGCCAAAGAAGAUCACGUUUCAAUGGGUGGUUGGGCUGCUCGUAAAUGCUUACUAGUCGUUGAAAAUGUAGAAAAUGUUUUAGCCAUCGAAUUAUUAGCUGCUUGUCAAGCUAUUGAUUUUAGAAGACCAUUAAAAACCACAGAACCUUUAGAGGCUGUUCACAAAUUAGUACGUUCAAAAGUUUCUUUUAUGGAAAAAGAUAGAUAUUUAUCUCCAGAUAUUGAAGAAGUUUAUAAAUUAAUUAGAACUGGUCAAAUUUUAAAUGCUGUAAAUGAAGUUUUAAAUAGAAAUUAA
Messenger RNA from Dictyostelium purpureum, 1620 nucleotides. RefSeq names its product histidase. Bases 1 to 1620 code for a protein of 539 amino acids. The transcript has 2 exons. Gene Ontology annotation, molecular function: histidine ammonia-lyase activity. Gene Ontology annotation, biological process: L-histidine catabolic process. Lineage: Eukaryota; Evosea; Eumycetozoa; Dictyosteliales; Dictyosteliaceae. The record is from RefSeq and is a predicted model, not a curated record. Gene Ontology annotation, cellular component: cytoplasm.